AGAGACGCGCGAGUGUAAAUUGAAAUUGCUUAUAAUUUAUUUUGAAUUAAAAAUCGCGGGUUCAUUAAGUCCUGAAAUUUUCUGAAAGUAUACGGAUAGUUAGAUAGUUUGAUAAAUUAUUUUACUGUUACAAUAAUAAAUAUACACAUACAUAUAUUAUAUCUAUAUAUAUUUACGGAAAAUGCUGAGGGAAGUUGUGAUACACAGCAUGAAAAUGAGUCAGCUUCCUAAAAUGGGUGCUAAUAUUUUCCGUAGACUUCAUUCCAGUCACAAGAAACGAGCUAUCGUGCCGCGGUCAAAUAAACUUGGAUCUGCUCGGCACCUGGACGCGCCUCUGGCCAUUCUUUCAGAUCUUGAGAACCAACAGACGCGCAAUUACAGUUUCAUCCAUGACAGCCACUAUAUGUACACUAAGAAUCAAGAUCAUGGCGCUAAUGCGGAGGAUGUUCUCUUUGAUAUGUUUAAAAAUGAGGAGACCGAUUUGUUGUCUGUUGGAAAAUUUUUGGCUGCGUUGCGAAUAACUGGAUUAAGAAAAAAUGAUCCAAGACUCCAAGAGUUGACGGACAAUUUAAAAUCCGAGCAUUUAAAAACCGGUGGAGCUGAAGGUGUGUCUCAUGAGACACAGAAACUUAAUCGUGAGCAAUUUAAAAGAAUAGUGACACCAAAUAUUGCAUUAAUUUCACGAGCAUUCAGACACCAGUUUGUGAUCCCCGACUGGGCCGGUUUGACAAAGCAUAUAGAGGACUUCUAUUGGAAGUGCAAGACCAAUACCGAGGGGAAAGUAGCUUCUUACAUACCUCAACUAGCUCGGAUGAAUCCAGAAUACUGGGGUGUCUCGGUUUGCACCAUUGACGGUCAGCGAUUCAGCAUCGGGGACACCACUGUACCUUUCACUCUACAAAGUUGUAGUAAACCCCUGACCUAUGCCAUUGCACUGGAGAGUUUGGGUCCUCAAGUAGUCCAUCAGUACGUUGGUCAAGAGCCCUCGGGUAGAAAUUUCAACGAACUUGUUCUCGAUCACAAUAAGAAGCCGCACAACCCGAUGAUAAAUGCCGGCGCUAUUUUAAUCUGCAGUCUUCUGAAAAGUUUAAUAAAACCCGAGAUGACGUUGGCGGAGAAGUUUGACUUCACGAUGAACUGCUUCAAGAAGAUGGCAGGUGGAGAGAACCUGGGUUUCAAUAACGCAGUUUUUCUGUCCGAGCGCGAGGCCGCUGACAGAAAUUACGCUCUUGGAUUUUACAUGCGGGAGCACAAUUGCUACCCGGACAAGAGCAACCUCAGGGACAUCAUGGACUUUUACUUCCAAUGCUGCGCUAUGGAGUCGAACUGCGACGCGAUGUCCGUGAUGGCUGCCACCCUCGCCAACGGGGGGAUCUGUCCCAUCACCGAGGAGAAGGUCCUCAAACCUGAAAGUGUUCGCGAUGUUCUCAGUCUGAUGCACAGCUGCGGAAUGUAUGACUACAGUGGGCAGUUUGCUUUCAGAGUAGGGAUACCUGCUAAAUCAGGAGUAUCUGGAAGCCUGCUAGUGGUUAUUCCCAACGUAAUGGGGAUCUGCACUUGGUCGCCGCCUCUAGACUCACUGGGAAACUCUUGCAGAGGAGUCCAGUUCUGCGAGGAACUUGUAAACGAAUUUAAUUUCCACAGAUACGACAAUCUCAAGCACGCCACCAACAAAAAAGACCCCAGGAGGCACAAGUACGAGACCAAAGGCCUGUCGAUAGUUAAUCUGCUGUUCAGCGCAGCCAAUGGAGACGUCACUGCCAUGCGGAGGCACCGUCUAAGCGGAAUGGAUAUGACACUAUCAGAUUAUGAUGGACGCACAGCUUUACAUUUGGCGGCGAGCGAAGGCCAUCUCGACUGCGUUGAGUUUCUCAUCGAGCAGUGCGGAGUUCCUCACGAUCCCAAGGACAGAUGGGGCAACCGGCCAGUAGAUGAAGCUGAGACCUUCGGUCACACCCAGGUCGUCGAGUACCUAAAAAACUACGCCGUUAUUUCUAAGUCAGAGCAGCCGCCAGAAGAUUCUGAAAACAACAACAACAACAAUAAUAAUAGUUCUAACAAUAAUAAUAACAAUAGUACUAAUCCAAGCGAGACUGACAAUGCCAAUGGGAAAUCACCACUUCCUUAAAUUACGUUGUAUUAAAUUAAUUUUAAAAUAAUUGAAAAUGAGACUGUACGUUAAAGCCUUAGACUUAGUCAAUGGAACAUGUCAAUACGCUAUAUAGAUUUUUACUAAAUCUGUGAUUUAUUUAAGCUUCCUUGUAUUUUAUUAUUAAUUUUAUUUUAUUUUCUUUUAUUUUAUUGACUAUUACUAUUAUUGGUUUUUUUUUUUUUUUUUAUUUAAGAGUAAUUUUGAUCAGUUGGAAUAGAAUUAUAAAUUUUAUUUUUUGGGCUUUGAGUUUUUUAGAAAAUUUUUUUUAUUUUAUUUUUGACGAUCUGUAAAUAUUUAGGAAAAUUACAAUUGGGUUCAAAAUUUUAA
Molecule: messenger RNA, 2479 nt
Organism: Microplitis mediator
Lineage: Eukaryota; Metazoa; Arthropoda; Insecta; Hymenoptera; Braconidae
Gene: GLS
Product: glutaminase kidney isoform, mitochondrial
Exons: 10
Coding region: 182-2128 (648 amino acids)
Biological process (GO): L-glutamine catabolic process
Molecular function (GO): glutaminase activity; protein binding
Source: RefSeq, a predicted model, not a curated record